GGUUGAAGCGUCCGUACUAUUUCUGCCUAAACAGGAUAUUAGCAAUAAUUGUAAUAAAUCCAUGUAUAGAAUGACUUGGUUUGUUUUAACAAAAAAAAAUGAAAUCAAACAGGAUGUUAUCUCUCAUCUGAUUGAACACAGUGCAAAACUGAAUUAUUGGUUCAGAGUUGUUUUAUCCUAAGAUUUGUGAAUACAAUUUCUAAAAAUCAUUAUGGAUUAAGCUUUGAAACAUGGAAUAUGAAAGAUUUGGGGACGAAAUGCAGCAUGCAUCUCUGUUUGAUUCUACAUUAAGGCCAUGGCAUAGGAGGCCUCCACGGUCAGACACACGGUCAGUUUACAUUGGACACAGAUACCCGCCAGACCUUGACACAACUGUCUUGGAGCCCGAACUAGAGUACCCGAAAAACAGGAUUAUAUCUUCAAGGUACACAGCAUGGAAUUUCCUACCAAAGAAUUUAUUCGAGCAAUUCCGUCGAGUGGCCAAUUUCUACUUCCUGAUCAUUGGAAUAGUACAGUUAGUGAUCGACACGCCAGUCAGUCCAAUCACCAGCAUUCUACCCCUGCUGUUCGUGGUUACCGUCACCGCCAUCAAGCAGGGCUAUGAGGACUGGCUUCGACACAAGGCAGACAGAGAGGUGAACUAUCGUAAGGUGGAGCUGGUACGAGAUGGCGAGAUUUCCUCCAUCAUGUCUAUGGAUAUUAAGGUCGGAGACAUUUUACGCAUCUCGGCUAAUAAGAGUUUUCCCUGCGACAUUGUCAUGUUGUCAUCUGCUGACCCAGAGGGGAACUGUUACAUUACCACAGCUAACCUGGACGGUGAAACUAACCUGAAGACCCACUGUUGCGUAACUGACACCAGACGUUUCUCCCAUUCCGGAGAUUUCACCCAGCUGUCUGCGGUUAUAGAGUGUCAGCAGCCGACCCCUGACCUCUACUCCUUUGUUGGGAAUAUGACGAUCGUCCGGGACAAUGGAGAGCACACUGUGCGACCACUUGGCCCUGAACAUGUGCUACUCAGGGGAGCCAGGCUGAAGAAUACUGCCUUUAUAUAUGGGUGUGCCAUUUACACUGGUAACGAGACAAAACUAGCUUUAAACUCCAGACCUAAAUCAACAAAGUUCUCUCGUAUCGAGAGACGUAUGAAUACAUUCCUGCUGAUCUUCCUCUUGAUUCUUGCGGCUGAGUCGAUGUUCUCCACGGGCCUGAAAUACUGGUAUGCAUUCCGGCCACGUGUUGGACAGCCCUGGUACGUCCCAGAGAAGGAAAAGGACAUCAAUGUCACGCCACUGCGAAUCCUUGAAGACUUCCUGGCCUUUGUUGUGCUAUAUAACUACGUCAUUCCAAUAUCACUGUAUGUUACUAUAGAGCUGCAGAAGUUCAUAGGUUCAAUGUUUUUUGACUGGGACCUGGAUAUGUAUGAUCCUAAUACAAAUGAACCCGCCAAAGCGAACACUUCUGACCUCAAUGAAGAGCUGGGACAGGUGGAGUACCUUUUCACAGACAAGACAGGAACACUGACAGAGAACGAGAUGCAGUUCCGCAAGUGCUCUAUCUCCGGUAAACAGUACGAGGAGGUCGGCAGUAUGCUGUGUCUAUCUUCCCCAACAGGAGGGGUGCCAGAACCAGUCCCCAUAUUUGAUACGGACAUUGAGACAUUUUUCACAUUGUUGGUACUAUGUCACAGUGUGCGAGUGGACCAUUCCCAAGCCGUAGAACUGGGGGCAUCCACCAUGUACAGUUAUGAUGGAUAUGAGUAUGACUAUCAGGCUCCAUCUCCUGAUGAAAAGGCUUUCAUAGAGGCCUGUAGGAGGUAUGGUAUAGUGUUCCAUGGACCACAUGAUGGGAUGAUGGAGGUCACCUUCAAAGGUGAAAUGAGGAGAUACAAGUUACUACACACACUUGAUUUUGAUGCAACAAGAAAGCGGAUGAGUGUUAUUGUGGAGAAUGAGAGGGGUGAGAUUUACCUGCUGUGUAAAGGUGCUGAGUCGACCAUGUUGGGUAGAGUGACAGAGGGGGAUAAGGAGUCUGUGCUCACUCAUGUAAACGAGUAUGCCAUUCUUGGUUUGAGGACUCUGGUGUUAGGUUUAAAACAGUUGGACCCUAAAGAGUUUGACAGGAUAGACCAGACUCUGAAUGACGCCAAGACAGCCCUGCAGGACAGGGCAGAUAAGCUGGCAACAGCAUACAGUGAGGUGGAAGUGGAUUUACGGGUGUUAGGAGCCACAGCAGUCGAAGACAAGCUACAGGAAGAUGUGCCAGACACUAUACAGUCUCUACUGGCUGCUGGUAUCAAGGUCUGGGUGUUGACGGGCGAUAAAGAGGAGACAGCGGUCAACGUCAGUCAUUCUGCGGGACAUUUCACCUCUGAUAUGACCACUCUGUCCAUUACCAGGCAGAGAAAUCCUAAAGAUUGUGAAGAACUAAUCCGGACACAUACGCAAAUAUUGGAGGAGGCGAGACAUGUAGGCACAGCUCGAAGGUUUGCUCUCGUUAUAGAUGGUGCUAGCCUCCAACACUGUUUGGAACAUGCAGAUGCAUUGUGCUCUCUUAGUCUCAACUGUUCAGCUGUACUGUGUUGUAGAAUGACCCCACUUCAAAAAGCUGAGGUUGUGAAGCUUAUCAAACAUUCCAAAGAUCACCCAGUGACUGCAGCUAUAGGUGAUGGUGCUAACGAUGUCAGCAUGAUAGAGGAGGCUGAUGUUGGAAUAGGAAUCAUGGGGAAAGAAGGUCGCCAAGCAGUGAGGAACAGUGAUUAUGCGUUUGCAAAGUUCCGUUUCCUCAAGAAGGCACUUCUUGUCCAUGGACACUUCUACUACAUACGUCUUUCCAACCUUGUUCAUUAUUUCUUCUACAAAAAUGUUGCAUUCAUCACUGCUCAACUUUUUUACACAUUCUUUUCUGCCUUCUCAGAACAGUCACUGUAUGAGAGUUUCUACUUGAUGAAUUUCAACAUGGUUUUUACUGCCAUGCCCAUUCUUAUGUACGGCAUUUUUGAACAGCACAUUCCACCAUCUACACUCAUGGCAAAUCCCAGGCUCUACAAAAAAGUUUCAAAGAAUAUGAACAUGUCAAUCAGGAAUUUUAUCAAGUGGAACAGCUUAGGUCUGUGGCACUCAGUGGUUGUGUUCUUUGGAGGUGUGUUCCUAAUGGGAGAGGAGAGCUCACUCUUUCCAGAUGGAAGGAUGAUCGGCAACUGGACACUUGGUUCCAUCAUGUAUUUUGCUAGUCUCAUGAUUGUCAGUUUUAAGUUAUGCCUAACCAUCCAUUACUGGUCAGGCCCCAUUUGGUUUGGUUUUGCAUUCUUCGUUGUCACGUACACUGCUGGUAUGGGUGUCUACAACUCGAUCAUGUGGCCGUCGUUGUUCAGUGACCAUAACUACCUUCUAUAUGACUGGAAUACAGUGUUCCAGUCUGUCACGGUCUGGUUUGCAGAACUGAUGCUCAUUAUACUCGCGUUGAUCCCUGAUAUUGUGUUCAGAGCCUACUCUGAUAUUCAAAUGAGGCGAGAUGUUAGCCCACAUCAUGGACAGGUUAAUCAACCUAAUGAUGAAGGUAAUUUAUUGUACAAUUUUUCAAUAGACUCUAGUCAGAGGCCACUCCGUCAGGCUUUUCAAUUAGAGACCCGCUCUUCCCAGCUGGAGACGACCAAGUUUGUGUUCCCGCCUGUAGUUUCACCUCUAUCCAGCUCACUCGGAUUACACAGGCAUGCUCUAGGCAUUUCUCUACCUGCAGUCAAGUUUUCUAAAAAGACAGAUCGGAAACAGAAUACGCUAUAGCUCUGCAUCUAUUGGCUCGGAGUGUUUGUAGUAAUCAGAAAAUAAAAUACAUUCAAGAUAAAUAUUAUCUUGAAAAUUCAAUACUCGCAAUAUACUAUAUUUUCGGUUUGGGUUUAUUCUAGUAAAUAUAAGAUUCAAUACUCAAAAUCUAUAAAUUGAAGCAAGUCAGUUUAUUUUUUUAUUAUUAUCAUAUUUUUUCACAUUUACCAUGAUAGUUUUGUUAAAGCUCAUGCAUCAAUCUGCUGUUUAUUAAUUUCAUUUUUAUAAUAAAUGUAUAAGAAUGGAAACUAAUUUAUAUAUUAACAAGAUAACACAAUAAUUAAUGCGUUUCCCCGCGCUAUCAUCUUUUAUUAUAGAUUGAAUGGCACUUCCAUUUUCAAAGCUUGGGUCUAGAAACAACAAUUUUUUAAUGAUUAUACUAUGACAUAAAAUAAAUGAGCUAAAGUGGACACACUUUUCUACAUUUAAGGUGCUAUUGACGCAACAAAUUGUAUGUGUUUUUUUCAUCAUUUGAGCUUAAUACUCAAUUCUUCAUAUAACAUAAUAUGUAUUGCCGGUUUUAUGAGGAUAAUUAUAAGUGUAUAUGAAGAUAUUCUAGUCUGUUGAAAUACAAAACUUGCCAAUAGAUGUAGAUAUGUAGGGUAUUCAUUUGCAUUUAGUGCUUUAAUAUUUAAUUUUGUUUACAAAUUCUGUCUGUGAAACCACAUUAAGACAGGAUAAUGCCGUGUUUUUAACAUUGUGUAAAGGCGGUGCACGGAGGAAGUCAUUAUUCCUGUCAUUGUUCUUGUUUUGAGAUUGUGUCGUAUGAUUAAUAAACGCUUUGCAUAAUCUUUAGUGUGCCUUAAACAUUGAAAUCCAUUUGUUGUUUACAACAUACACGACUCAAGAUUCAAAAUAUUUAUACAAGUAACUUAAACAUAUACAUGCUUCUCGUUACAUGAUAUUAUAAAUUUAACAUACAUAUAAUCAUCGUGAAUAAUAUUAAGAUAAAACGUGAAAAAAGAAAGAAAAAACAAAGAAAUGAUAUAACUUACAAAACUAAAUAUACAACUAGACAUUUUGUCCAUUGAAUGCUCCUCUCAAUGUUUCUAGGAUGUGUAUAUGUCAGUGUUUGUAUGUUUGCAAUUGGAGAAUAAUGCAUUAUUUUUGUUAUGCAGUUUGAUUGUUAUUAGGAAUGGCAAGUAAAGCGAUGGGAGAUAGUUAGCCUUAAGUUUUAAUAUUAUUUGUAACAAGCAAGGUUUCUUUACUUGUCAUUAAUAUUUGGACAUGUAUGAUCAAAAUGAACAUAACAAGUUUCUGUAAAUAUGUAGAUAAUACUUAAAAUAUAUUUCACAAAUAAUUUAAACUGCUUUCCUAAUUAAGUCUUCGUAAUCCGUUGUCUUCAUUUUUUUAUGAAAAGUACUGGUGGUACUGAUAUUGAUAAUAUAUAGUUGACUCUGCCUUGAUGUUAAUUUAUAUGCACUUGCAUACUUUAGCUUAUUUUUCUGUUAAAUUUAGUUGUUAUUUAUGAAUAAAUUGUAAAUUUGAUAACUGUUUUUUUUAUGUAAAUCAUUUGUUUAUUUCUUUACUUUCAGGGAUUUUUUUAUAUCAUAAGUGUUAGCUUACUGGUUUAUGACUUACGUUCGACACAUAACUUUUCCGCAUCUUUUUGUUCAGUGUGCUAUGAACUUUUUGUUGGUAAAUAUAGUGUAGUUAAGAUUGUGCAAUGCAAAGUAAAGUGCGGCAUAUCAGAUAACAAUGGUUGUGUUAAAAAUUUCAUUCCAGCCUUAAAAUCAUGAGAACGUUUUCUAUUUGUUACUAAUUGUUCAUUAUUGUUUGAGUAUGUUCUCACUGUGGUCCUUAGAAGUAAUGUAUAUCUGAAAAGAAAAACUAAAACAGUUAUAGGUAAGACUCUUAUAUAUUUGGCGUCAAAGAUAAUGUUUGUUUCAGGUUCCCCGACCUUCCCCUUGUUCGUCCCAACUCUAUACUUUAAUAAUGCCUUGAGUAAUAUUUUGUAUAAUUUGUUUAUCUUUUUCUUUUUACAAUUUAAAAUGAAAACUUUUUGGCUUUCAACAAUACCAAUGUUGCUAAUGUUGCUAAAACUGAUUGUAUAGAUGUUCUUGCGCAUAUAAUUUAUGGUUUUUGGUAACAGUAAGAUCACAAGAAUUAAAAAAAAAAUCGGACCUACCCACUCUAUUUUUGGAGGCCAUGACACCCGAAACAAACAUAUAAUUGUUUACGCCUUAGUUCUUUAAUUAUUCUUCUGAUUAUUUAGUUAGCAAAUGUUUGGAGUGCUCCAUUGGGGGCAUAAGUAUCAUAUAAAAAUCAAAUUCGGCGAAAUAUGUCGUCAUUUACUAAGUAAUUGUGUUUUGUUUCCUUUCUUAAGGGAAAUGAACCUACUUUAGACGAAGUUUUCUGUUGUGCAGCUAUCUUGGUAAUAAGAAAUGUCACUGAAGCCUCUUUCAACAAUGUUUUUUGUUUUCUUCCUGUAUAAAUAUAUUUAAAUUACCUUGCGAAAGUCGAGUCCUAUAUUGACAAUGUUAUCGCCAAUUAUAUUUAUCGUGGAUGGGCCGUAUUAGUAAUUUUCUUGUCAUAAGCCAGACUAGGCAGUCUGGCGUAUGACAAGAAAAUUACUAAAUAGAUACGGCCCAUCAGGGGUUUAUUUCAUCAAGAAUCAAGUAGCAUGUAACUUGGAGAUAUUAUAAAAGUGCAGUGCGACUGCUGGUUUUCUUUUAGGCACUAAAUCACGUUUUUAUGAUUGUAGAUGAAACGCCGUUAUAAGUACAUCAAGUAAAUUUUGUGUAUAAUAAUUAUAAUUAUAACACGUUAUACUUUGAUCAUUCAAUUUUCUGAUUUAUUACUCUUUUAUACUAUAGAAAACAUUUAAAAAGAAGAAGUUUUACAUUCAACUCAAAACAGUCUGCUGUAAAUGGGAAAUGGUUUUUGUAACAAUAUUCUUCCAAAUUCUGAUAGAAAUUUGUAUAUAUAGAAUAGAGUUAAUAGCGAAUGUAAUAAAUUAGAUGUUCAUAUUUCUUACAGAAGAUGGAUCAAAAUAUUUCACAUCUUGAAACAAUUUUCUACUAACAGACUAACACAACUCUUUUUUAUCGUCUUAAUAUUUUAAAAACUACAUUACACCAAAAAAAGAUUGUCAAAGAUUUUUUUUGUAUCAAUGGAGUUUUAUUGUAUUAUUAACUGUGAAUAACUUAAUAUAAUAUAUAUAUUAUAUUCGUUAGUCAAAACAAACUUGUUAAUAUCAUUUCAGUGCUACUUUUUGUACUUCGAUUGUUUUAUGCUUUGGACUUGAUGUCGAUGUGCUGCUCUUGAUUUCAUAAAUCAGGUACCAGUUUUGUGAACAGCUUUAACGGUUUCCGUUUGUAUUUGUAUGCAUUGCAAAAUGAUUAUUAUAGAUGAUACGCACAUUGUAUAUUCCAUAAUGCUAUAAUUGUUGCUGUCUAAAGCACGGUGAUAUAUGAUUAAGCAAUAAUGUUAACGAUUUUAUAAUGCGCAAAUUUUGUUCAGGACCUUUGUUUUGUUAAUCAGCAUGUUUGUAAUGAUAUAUGAAAAUAUUUUGAUAAUAAAAUAUUUAUGAAAAUU
Molecule: messenger RNA, 7352 nt
Organism: Mya arenaria
Lineage: Eukaryota; Metazoa; Mollusca; Bivalvia; Myida; Myidae
Product: phospholipid-transporting ATPase IF-like
Exons: 30
Coding region: 231-3776 (1181 amino acids)
Biological process (GO): phospholipid translocation
Cellular component (GO): trans-Golgi network; endoplasmic reticulum; plasma membrane
Molecular function (GO): ATP hydrolysis activity; ATPase-coupled intramembrane lipid carrier activity; magnesium ion binding
Source: RefSeq, a predicted model, not a curated record